CCUUACGCGGAAGUAAUCGAGCUAAUAUGGCUGCGUCCUUGACAGGCAUGUUUUGGUUUCAGUGAAGUGAAAAAGAUGCACUAAUGCAAGUCUAUAGUAAAUUUACGGAGAGCUGAAUUGUUAGGAGAACCGACUGAACGGAACAUGGACAGAAGAGAGUUUAUCGCGUCUCUAGUGGCAGGAGGCUGUGCUGGGAUGUGUGUGGAUCUGACCCUGUUCCCAUUAGACACCAUUAAGACCCGGCUGCAGAGUCAGCAGGGCUUCCACAAAGCAGGAGGCUUAAGGGGCAUCUACGCCGGGGUGCCAUCUGCUGCUGUUGGAUCCUUCCCCAAUGCCGCUGCGUUCUUUGUCACCUACGAGUCCACCAAGUCCCUCCUCGGCGCAAGCACAUUUGCAGCCUCACACGUAACGCCUGUCAGUCACAUGCUGGCUGCCUCGCUGGGAGAAAUAGUGGCAUGUUUGAUCCGGGUGCCCACAGAAGUGGUGAAGCAGAGAACCCAAGCCUCUCCCUCAUCCACCACCUAUAACAUGCUGCUGGCUACACUCAGAGAGGAGGGUGUUCGAGGUCUUUACAGAGGAUACGGCAGCACAGUUCUCAGAGAGAUCCCGUUCUCAUUGGUGCAGUUUCCACUUUGGGAAUAUUUAAAGAUGCUGUGGUCGGGGAGACAAGGUCACACGCUUCACUCUUGGCAAUCAGCGGUGUGCGGAGCUUUUGCAGGUGCGGUGGCAGCGUUUGUUACCACUCCUCUCGACGUGGCAAAGACCAGGAUCAUGCUGGCGAAGGCAGGCUCUGUCACAGCCAGCGGCAACAUCCCGAUGGUGCUCUAUGACGUGUGGAGGAGCAAAGGCCUUCCAGGGCUGUUUGCAGGCAGCAUCCCAAGGAUGGCCUUCAUCAGCGUGGGAGGUUUCAUCUUCCUGGGAGCAUAUGAAAAGGUCCGCCGCACUUUGCUAUAGCAGGGCUUCAUCGGAGGCUGUCCUGAGGGGCCUGAUCUGGCGAGGAGAUGCAGGAAGAGUCUCUGGAGGUAUCACCUCAGUCCGCCCGCCUACUGUGGACCCUCGGUGUCCUCAUGCAGCCGGGCCAUGAGGAAUGAGCUUGGUGC
This is a messenger RNA of Girardinichthys multiradiatus, 1100 nucleotides long. RefSeq names its product solute carrier family 25 member 26 (gene slc25a26). Bases 145 to 954 code for a protein of 269 amino acids. The transcript is spliced from 10 exons. The record is from RefSeq and is a predicted model, not a curated record. NCBI's taxonomy places the organism in Eukaryota, Metazoa, Chordata, Actinopteri, Cyprinodontiformes, Goodeidae. Gene Ontology annotation, biological process: transmembrane transport. Gene Ontology annotation, cellular component: mitochondrial inner membrane. Gene Ontology annotation, molecular function: S-adenosyl-L-methionine transmembrane transporter activity.